UAUCUUCCCAGAUCUUUCUCUCUCUUUCAUUCAUUCCCUCCUCUCUCAUAUCUACACAAUGACACUCCUUACCUUUCCACCCUCUGAUAACACAAUGGACCAAGCCAAUAAUUCCAUCGGGCGGAAAGGCCAGGAGGAGAUAGCCUGGCUGUGUGUGUGGAGGGUUAGGGAGGGGUUACACAGCCCCCCCCGCCUGCUCCCAGCCCGCACCGUGCAGCCAACAUGAAGCCAAGGAGACAGCAAAACCCCCAGACCAUGAGCACAGCUUAAAGUCUCCACACUUUUCUCCUCCUGUCUGCGCCUCCACAACAAUAUCCAUCACCCAUUCUCUCCCUGUCUUCCUCACUUUUCUCUUCCUAUCUACGCUCAAAACACCUCCGCUCUCUCUCUCUCCCUCACACACAUCACGGACAGCGAUCACAGUCUGUGUCUGUCUUUUACUAAGGCGCUCGGUGCAUGCAGAAAUACGCUAAAAGAAAAAGUCCUGUACCCGAGCAGUCGUCACAGAAGGAGGCAGCAGCCCCAGUCUGCGAGGGAGACUGUCGGAGGAAGAGGUGGCAGGGGUGAGGAGGACCGGCGCCAAACUUCUGAGCUACGCGGAACUCUGGCAGCGGCAGGCGGCACGGCGCGGCAUCUGAGUCUGUACAUAAUCAUGCCAAGAGGUGGAUGUGAGUUCUAUCUUCCAUAGCAACUCAUUGCAAGAGAAGCGUUGCACACAAAUGAGUGCAAACGGAAAUAAAAUGAAACAUUUUUGCUCACGACAUCGGUAUUAACAUUUUGAAAAUUCACUUUAUUUUAAAAAAUAAAAGAGCACAUCAUCUUCAGGAUGGAGUAUAUAGAAAGCGAGGAUUGCAAUAAGUCGCUGUCCGACAUUGUAAACUGUUCUCUACCGUACGAACAAGGGUCAGAGUUCUCUCCAUUGAAGCCGGAAGCAGUGGCUGUGCCCUUCACCUUUGCCCUCAUUUUUUUGCUGGGGGUCAGUGGCAACACUUUGCUGAUAUUGAACUUCGCGCGGCACAAGAAGCUGAACACAGCUCACAACGCCCUGGUGGUGAACCUGGCCGCAGGAGACCUUCUGAUGCUGACCAUCGGCGUGCCUUUCAACUCCACGUGGUACACCCUCCCCUACUGGCCCUUCGGUCUCCUCGUCUGCAAGCUCAGCCGUUUCGUGGAAACCCUGGCAACAGCGGUCACCAUAGCAACCUUGGCCGCGCUGAGCGUGGAGCGCUUCCUGAUCGUCACGGUCCGCCGCCGUUAUCUCUCGCAAUCGUCCCUCGCGCCGCUCGUCGUCGUGGUGGUGAUGUGGGCCGUGGGUUUCGUCUUGGCGCUCCCAGACCUGAUGUCCGCGACGGUUCAGAGCGCCGCCAACCGGACCAACACGACCUCGACGGGAAUACUGCCUCGAUUUCAACCCAGCUGGGGAUCCGACUACCCGAAGACCAACGUCCUGUGUCGGUUUCUUCUCCUCUUCGUCGUCCCGCUGCUGGUCAUCGGUCCGUGCUACGCGGCGCUCGCCUACCAUCUGUUCUUCCGAAUGUAUCGAACCCGCGACACGCCCACUAGCAAGACGCCACUGAAGUCCGCGGCCAUUUCCAUGGCAACCAGAGGCAGCAGCGUGCGUACUGGAAGCCCGGCGCUGCUUCGCAUGAGCAGCUUUGCGGACGACGGGCCUGGACAAGUCCACGACGACGACGUCGUCGUCGGUGCCAACGACAACGAAGCCGACGCUAGCUGCCUGCAGAACAACAGCAGCAACUGCUCCAAGAGCAUCAAAAACAGCAACAGCAACAACAACACGCCGGCCCUCAAGCGCCAACGUCUGGCCCUAACGGUUCUGGCGCUGGUCAUCGCCUUCAUCGUCUGCUGGCUGCCUCGACACAUUUAUCUGCUGUGGUUCCACUUCGACCCCAGCCAAUUCAGCUACUUCUGGCACGUCUUCAAGAUCUCCGGCUUCUGCCUUAUGUUCUCCAACUCAGCCGUUAACCCUUUCGUCUUCUAUGUCGUCGACGACCACUUCAGGACACACGUCCACGAGACGCUCCUCUGUCGGAGGCGAGUCCGAGGGCGAGAUGACGGCGAGGACGCGACUACGAGGGGACGGGACCUGGCUGCAGCAGACGACACUGCAGCAGACGAUAAAAACACUUACAUACCUAUGUCAGAAAUGCCAACAUGCACGGAGAGACUUGAGUACGUGUAGCCAACUCGACUUCUUUGUAUUUAGGAAACUUUUAUGAAAGUAGUAUGUACUUCUGAUAACUUACAAUUCUUAGGUCUGUCUCAGGGCCAGUGCUCACUCACUCACUCGAUCCACAUUUUAGAACUACAUUAACACACAGUAAACCAGAACUGCAAGGAUCGCUACAAGAAAUUAAAAAACACUUGCCUACAAAUUCAACUGAUGGGAUGAUGGUUUAAGAAAGAUAAUCAAGGGAACAGACCGUUAGCAGGGCAAGUGAGGUCAGAUGGUUUAUGUUUGAAGUGCCAACCGGCUUUUAAGCCUAUUGAAUGCAAAAUCCUUCUAUCAAAUAUAUUUAAUGAGUACAUUAAAAACAAUAAUCAAAAUUAGUUC
Messenger RNA from Pomacea canaliculata, 2572 nucleotides. Its product is annotated as neuropeptide CCHamide-1 receptor-like. NCBI's taxonomy places the organism in Eukaryota, Metazoa, Mollusca, Gastropoda, Architaenioglossa, Ampullariidae. Gene Ontology annotation, cellular component: membrane. Gene Ontology annotation, biological process: G protein-coupled receptor signaling pathway. The record is from RefSeq and is a predicted model, not a curated record. Gene Ontology annotation, molecular function: G protein-coupled receptor activity.